Hordeum vulgare subsp. vulgare (domesticated barley) is the source of this 498-nucleotide messenger RNA. RefSeq names its product farnesyl pyrophosphate synthase-like. The record is from RefSeq and is a predicted model, not a curated record. Gene Ontology annotation, molecular function: (2E,6E)-farnesyl diphosphate synthase activity; dimethylallyltranstransferase activity. The transcript is spliced from 6 exons. Bases 1 to 498 code for a protein of 165 amino acids. Gene Ontology annotation, biological process: trans, trans-farnesyl diphosphate biosynthetic process. Gene Ontology annotation, cellular component: cytoplasm. NCBI's taxonomy places the organism in Eukaryota, Viridiplantae, Streptophyta, Magnoliopsida, Poales, Poaceae.
AUGCUGGAUUACAAUGUCCUAGGAGGAAAGUGCAACCGUGGGCUCUUUGUCAUUGACAGCUACAAGACAUUGAAAGGUGUCGAUGUUUUGAGCAAGGAGGAGACGUUUCUUGCCUGCACCCUUGGUUGGUGUAUUGAAUGGCUUCAAGCAUAUUUUCUUGUGCUUGAUGAUAUCAUGGACAACUCCCAGACACGACGGGGCGAGCCUUGCUGGUUUAUGGUGCCUCAGGUUGGCCUUAUUGCUGUAAAUGAUGGGAUUAUCCUUCGCAACCAUAUUUCACGGAUUCUUCAACGCCACUUCAAAGGAAAACCGUAUUAUGUUGAUCUCAUUGAUUUGUUCAAUGAGGUUGAGUUCAAGACAACUUCAGGGCAGUUGUUGGAUCUUAUCACUACUCACGAGGGAGAAAAGGAUCUGACAAAAUAUAACUUGAAUGUGCUUGUGCCAAUUACUGAUGAUGUCUUCUUAAUUUGUAACAAUGGAAUGGUGUACCAUGUCUGA